This is a messenger RNA of Leptomonas pyrrhocoris, 2027 nucleotides long. RefSeq lists its product as hypothetical. Bases 162 to 2027 code for a protein of 621 amino acids. NCBI's taxonomy places the organism in Eukaryota, Euglenozoa, Kinetoplastea, Trypanosomatida, Trypanosomatidae. The record is from RefSeq and is a predicted model, not a curated record. Gene Ontology annotation, cellular component: nucleus. Gene Ontology annotation, molecular function: protein binding. The transcript has a single exon.
GCAAAACAACCAUCAACAAAAGCGCGGAUCAUCAACUCGGCGUUGGCGCGCAGAGGCGUUUUCCAGUGCACGAUUAUAAGCGGCGUUCACCUUCCUUUUUCUGUGGUGAAGCGAAGCCGCGGCUUUGAAGCUAGAAUAAGCGUAUACCGCUGCGGAGUGUAAUGCCCACCAUGGAGGAGCUGCGCCUCAAGGGCAACAAGUGCUUCGCUGACGACCCCGCUGAGGCAUCGCAGUACUACCUGCAGGCGGUGGAGCUGUACGAGGCGCAGCACACCAAGGACGCGUCGUGCACACUUGACGAAUUCGCCAAGAGUGCCGGCAACGCGCUAACGUGUCUCUUCAAGGUGGGCGAAACGGAGCAGUGCGCAGCGCUCGCCACGCGGGUGCUGCGGUCGAACCCGAUUCUUGCCAAGGCGAACGCCUUCUACGGCCGCUGUGCCCUCGUGGACCCCUCGUUGGAUGUGGCCAGUGAGGGCAACGGCACGGCGAGUGCGGCUGCGCUGAUGUUCCUCUGCCGCGCUAUGUACGAGCUCCCUGCGUUAGAGGAGAGUACCCGCGACAACGUCGAGGAGGCGCUCACGCGACUCAUGCAGGAGCAGCUGACGGUGUUCGCCACGUUCAACACGACCCGCGAUCAUGCGAUGCGUGUUGUGGCGGGUAAACACGGCAACGGCGUCGAGGCUAUUCGGAUCAUUCCCGCGUAUACCGAGGUGGCGUCGCUGCUGACGCCGUUCUCUGUGGGUGCCUAUGAGGAGUCGGGUGGCAAGGGCUGCUGUGUGGAGUGCAGUCGACCUAUUCAAGACGAGAACGAAGCUGGGAAUGAUGCACAUGAAGAUGAUGAUGACGAUGAUGAUGGUGACGGUGGGGAGAAGAGCAGUGCGAAUGGUGGGGUUACCGAGGAGAGGGAAAGCAAGCAAAAGAACUCCAGCGGCAUUCGGGGCUGCCCCGCAUGCGACAUGGUGGCGUACUGCUCUGAGAAGUGCGAGGAGACACAUCGCAAGCAGCACGAGCAGUUCGAGUGCGCACGAAUGCAGCGGCUGAAGGAGAUGAUGAGGGGGAUCGAAGCCCGCAAGGUCGACGCACCGGAGAUGUUCUACGAACUGGCGUACCACUGCAUCACCACCGUUGCGGGUCUGCGUGCGCAGCGAACGGGCCAUGAUCGCGUCCUGACGCUGUCCGCGCACGUCGACGAGGUUGUGCAGUCGCUGCAUCCCAUCGGGCCCCUCAUGUGUGAUCUGUUCAAGAAUGAAGAGCAGCCCCCACUGCUGUACCAGGUGAUCGGGGUGCUGCGCUGCAAUGCGCUGGAGGUGACGGACGAGAGUGGGCUCGGGGUAGGGCAAGGCCUGCACAUUGGGGAGGGCGUUGCUUCCUACUACAAUCACUCCUGUGCGCCGAACUGCGCCAUCGACCCGGUGCUGCACCGCAUCAUCACGACACGCACGGUCCAACCGGGAGAGGAGAUGACGAUUGCGUACAUUCCGCAGCUUUACUGGCCUACCCGCCUGCGUCAGGAGCGGCUCAGCGAGGGCUACUUCUUCGUGUGCCGCUGCCCCCGCUGCGUGAAAGGGGAUAAGGACGCGUUUGAGCUGGCGCUGAGCAUGGCGCUGCCCACCGCCCGCAGCGACGCGACGAAGCACUAUCACUCCAUUGUGCAGGUGCGGUGUAGCGCGGUGCGGGCCCGCAGCGUCGAGGACGUUUCCGCCAAGGACGCGGAGGAGCUGAACAGCCUGCUGUCGGAGCUGAUGAGGCACCUCUUUCCCUUUCAUUACCUGUGCCAUGAGGUGCGCAACUGCCUCAGCUUUGUAUACGCCGUGCUCGGGGACAGCCAGCGCUGCCUCUCCAGCUGCCUCGAUGAACUGCUCAUGUGGGAAUGCAUCUUGCCCGGCGCGCUUCCUGUGAAGCAGCUCAAGAUUGCGAACGCGCUGCAGUGUUUGCAGGGGCUAGGACCAGGGGCGACGUGCGCUGCUGCCUUGUACCCGCACCUGUCGCGUCUGGCGCUGCUGUACGAAGUCGCAGAGCCGAACUGA